Messenger RNA from Homo sapiens (human), 8169 nucleotides. It is a transcript of the gene DZIP1, whose product is annotated as DAZ interacting zinc finger protein 1. Gene Ontology annotation, cellular component: nuclear speck; cytoplasm; ciliary basal body. Gene Ontology annotation, biological process: cilium assembly; heart development; positive regulation of protein localization to cilium. The transcript is spliced from 22 exons. Gene Ontology annotation, molecular function: protein sequestering activity; BBSome binding. The coding region runs from base 1534 to 4137 and encodes 867 amino acids. The record is from RefSeq and is a predicted model, not a curated record. NCBI's taxonomy places the organism in Eukaryota, Metazoa, Chordata, Mammalia, Primates, Hominidae.
AGAGGAGCCGGGACACCGAGGGAAGAGGCCGGAGGGAGAUCGCGGAGGGGAGGGGGCGGGAGGGGGGUGGGGUAUCCUGAGUCGUCCGUGGUCCGGAGUCUGGAAGGCCCUAGAGCGGCGCCAGUCGACCCGCCUCGCCACAACUUGCCCAGACCAGACACGUUUCAUCCUGCGCCCUGCAAGAAGGAGCCGGCCUGCCUCUCUCCGCUUUGCUGCUCCUCGGCCUCCGCGGGCCCGGCCCGCGUCAGCAGCGACCCUGGGGUCUGGGUCCCCUGUGUCGCCCCCGCCCGCCUGCAGCGCCCGGCACCCGCCCAGGAGCGCGCAGCUGGGGUGAGCCGAGACCGGGGAUGCGCCAGGCGCCCACAGGAGGUGGCUGACGGGGCAUCCCGAUACCCGCGAAGCCGGCCCUCCUGCCUCUCCAGGCUGCGAGCCGAGCCUCUGCAGAUCCAGCUGGAGUAGCCGCCGCUGCCCCCACUGCCUGUUUGCCUUCCAAGGAAGGGCGCCGAGGUUCCCCUGGAACCCGCGUCUCUCGGCUUUUGUCUGCUGGUUCGGCUGCCCGGCGGUGCCAUGCGCCUGGGACUUGAGGCGCCGCGCAAGGCUGGGGGCCCUGCCCGGGAUGGGGGAGGGAGGGAACGGGAAAGCAUGCCCCCUUCUUUCCUGUUCCGGCCAUCUUGUGACCGAGAUCCACGCAAGGGGAAAGGGGUGGUCAGCGGCACGACGCCCCACGAUGGAGUGUGGCGGCCAACGGAGAUGGGUACCUCGGGCCCGCAGGCCUCUGCGCCCAGAUCUCAGCGGGGGCGCGCGGGCCACCCCCACGUUCAGCUCUGAAGCCCUUGGCCCAGAUCAUGGGUUAAUCGUUCUAACAGGCCAGAGGCAGCAAAAAUAGGAGGGAUAAAGGGCCAGGAGCUGAUGUUUCCUUAACUAAGCGCCUAAGUCAUUCGAUCGUUCUUCAUUCACGUGUCCAUUCAGCAAAUUCUGAACGCCUUCUCCGUGCCUGUCCUCUGCUAGGUUCUAGGGACGUAUACUUGAGCAAGAGAGACCACAGCUCUUGUUCCCGCUGAUCCUGCAGCCCAGUGGAUGGAGUCCAGAAUCUACAGACCUGCCAGGAAAGAAAAAAAAAUUCCUGAUGUCUGGUCCAAGCAGGAAUUCCCCGGUGGAUUGGGGAAUGUCUGGCUUUUCCUCAGCUUAUUGAUCUCUGUGGUAACCACUGGAGGCCCCCAGAAGACCCAUAGAAAUGAGAGGCCUGAGGUCUACAAGUCGCUGCUAGAAAUAUUUUAGCCUCUCCAAAGCCCAGAAUGCAGCCCCGACCCAAGUUUGUAAGGGUUCUGGGUGCACGCUGACCCUGCGCGGGCAGACGCGCCCUUUGCUCCAGGUCCGGACCUGGGCGCUGCUAUAGCAACGUCCUGGACGCCCAGACCUUAGGCCGCCGCCGCCGCGGAAGCGAGGAACCCGGCCUUCUCCCGCUCCUGAGGGCUGUGGCGGCGGCGGCCCGGGAGGCGGCCCAGGCUGGGUAAAGACCGCCCGGCUCCUCCUAUGCAAGCUGAGGCAGCGGAUUGGUUUUCAAGCAUGCCCUUCCAGAAGCAUGUCUACUACCCGCUCGCCAGCGGCCCAGAGGGGCCCGACGUCGCUGUGGCCGCCGCCGCCGCGGGUGCGGCCUCCAUGGCCUGUGCGCCCCCCAGCGCGGCUUCGGGGCCCCUGCCCUUCUUCCAGUUCAGGCCGCGGCUGGAGAGUGUGGACUGGCGGCGGCUGAGCGCCAUCGACGUGGACAAGGUGGCGGGGGCUGUGGACGUGCUGACGCUGCAGGAGAACAUCAUGAACAUCACCUUCUGCAAGCUGGAAGACGAGAAGUGCCCACACUGCCAGUCGGGGGUGGACCCGGUGCUGCUGAAGCUCAUCCGUCUGGCGCAGUUCACCAUCGAGUACUUGCUGCACUCACAAGAGUUCCUCACCUCGCAGCUGCACACCCUGGAGGAGCGGCUGCGCCUGAGCCACUGCGACGGCGAGCAGAGCAAGAAGCUGCUCACCAAGCAGGCGGGGGAGAUCAAGACGCUCAAGGAAGAGUGCAAACGCCGGAAGAAGAUGAUCUCCACCCAGCAGCUGAUGAUCGAGGCCAAAGCCAACUAUUACCAGUGCCAUUUUUGUGACAAGGCCUUUAUGAACCAAGCUUUUCUACAAAGUCACAUUCAACGCCGCCACACUGAAGAAAAUUCUCAUUUUGAGUAUCAGAAAAAUGCACAGAUUGAGAAGCUCCGGAGUGAGAUCGUCGUAUUGAAGGAAGAGCUGCAGCUCACCAGGUCUGAGCUAGAGGCUGCACACCAUGCCAGUGCAGUCAGAUUCUCCAAGGAAUAUGAAAUGCAGAAAACAAAAGAGGAAGACUUUUUGAAGUUAUUUGACAGGUGGAAAGAAGAAGAAAAGGAGAAACUAGUUGAUGAAAUGGAAAAAGUCAAGGAGAUGUUUAUGAAGGAAUUUAAAGAAUUAACUUCGAAGAAUUCAGCAUUAGAAUAUCAACUGUCAGAAAUCCAGAAGUCCAAUAUGCAGAUCAAGUCCAACAUAGGCACAUUAAAAGAUGCACACGAGUUUAAAGAAGACCGUUCUCCAUAUCCCCAGGAUUUCCAUAAUGUCAUGCAGCUUCUUGAUAGUCAGGAAAGCAAAUGGACAGCUCGAGUUCAAGCUAUUCAUCAAGAACACAAGAAAGAGAAGGGUCGGCUCCUGUCACAUAUAGAGAAACUUCGAACCUCAAUGAUAGAUGAUCUAAAUGCAAGCAAUGUUUUCUAUAAGAAAAGGAUAGAAGAGCUAGGGCAGAGACUCCAGGAGCAGAAUGAGCUGAUUAUAACUCAGAGACAGCAGAUUAAAGACUUUACCUGUAAUCCAUUAAACAGUAUCAGUGAACCCAAAGGAAAUCCUUUAGCCUGGCAGGCUUUUGAAUCUCAGCCAGCUGCUCCAGCUGUGCCUAUGAAUGCCCCAGCCCUGCACACUUUGGAAACUAAAUCAAGUCUGCCAAUGGUGCAUGAACAGGCAUUCUCGUCGCACAUACUGGAACCAAUAGAAGAACUUUCAGAGGAAGAAAAAGGAAGGGAAAAUGAACAGAAAUUAAAUAACAACAAAAUGCAUUUAAGGAAAGCUUUGAAGAGUAACUCCUCCCUCACUAAGGGACUAAGAACAAUGGUGGAGCAGAACUUGAUGGAGAAACUGGAAACCUUGGGGAUUAAUGCAGAUAUACGUGGCAUUUCAAGUGAUCAGUUGCAUAGAGUACUAAAAAGUGUGGAAUCAGAAAGACAUAAGCAAGAAAGAGAAAUACCUAACUUUCAUCAAAUUCGAGAAUUCCUUGAACAUCAAGUCAGCUGUAAAAUUGAGGAGAAAGCACUACUCUCUUCAGAUCAGUGCAGUGUUUCUCAAAUGGAUACCCUUUCAACUGGAGAAGUACCCAAAAUGAUACAACUUCCUUCCAAAAACAGACAACUGAUUAGACAAAAAGCUGUUUCUACUGAUAGGACAUCUGUUCCAAAAAUUAAGAAAAAUGUCAUGGAAGAUCCUUUUCCCAGAAAGUCUUCAACUAUUACGACCCCUCCUUUUAGUUCAGAGGAGGAGCAGGAGGACGACGACCUCAUCCGGGCAUACGCAUCCCCAGGCCCACUUCCUGUGCCGCCACCACAAAACAAGGGCAGCUUCGGGAAGAACACAGUGAAAAGUGACGCGGACGGGACCGAGGGAAGCGAAAUCGAGGACACUGAUGAUUCUCCCAAGCCCGCAGGAGUCGCCGUUAAAACACCUACUGAAAAAGUUGAAAAGAUGUUUCCACAUCGCAAAAAUGUGAACAAACCAGUCGGUGGAACUAAUGUCCCUGAGAUGUUUAUCAAAAAAGAAGAAUUACAAGAACUAAAGUGUGCGGAUGUGGAGGAUGAAGACUGGGACAUAUCAUCCCUAGAGGAAGAGAUAUCUUUGGGAAAAAAAUCUGGGAAAGAACAGAAGGAACCUCCACCUGCGAAAAAUGAACCACAUUUUGCUCAUGUGCUAAAUGCCUGGGGCGCAUUUAAUCCUAAGGGGCCAAAGGGAGAAGGACUUCAAGAAAAUGAAUCAAGCACAUUAAAAAGCAGCUUAGUAACUGUGACUGAUUGGAGCGACACUUCAGAUGUCUAAUUCCACAUGUCAGAAGAUUAUUCCAGAAGCCAGCAGUAUUUCAGUAUCACAGUGUUUCAGUAAUUUGCCUCCAUGAUUCUAGUGCUUCUGCCUUACCGUGUUUCCCACAGCAACACAGAGACUGAUUCAAAGAACAAUGGUCUCUUUAAUGGCACCCAAUACAGUAUUGAAAAUCAGAUCAUCAACAGUAUUUCGAAGCAUGUAAAGGUGUUUAAGACUUCCGCUGCUGCUUAAAAAUAACAUGUCAUUGAAGUCAUAAAAAGUUUUUUCUUCAGAAAGGUACUCUAGUGUUAAGUGUAUUUUUUUCAACUAAUUUUUUAGUGAAUUUUUUUUAAACUUACAGCAUGUUUUGGUUUGAAUUACUAAAACUUUAAAAAAUAUUUUUCUUAUGUAUGCUGUCGUAUCGUAGGCGUUUAUAUUAUAAAAUUCUGUUAGUAGUCUUAAAAUUGAAUUGGUGGAACCACUAAUCCUUAAAAGUUAGUCUGGUUAUUUUUCAUAUAGAAGUAAGUUUAAUCCGAGUGUGGUGGUGUUCACCUUUAAUCCCAGCUACUUGGGAGGCUGAGGUGGGAGGAUAACUUGAGCACAGGAGUUCAAGACCAGCGUGGGCAAUAUAGCAAGACUCCACCCCUCCACACCCCAAAAAAGUAAGUUUAGGAUUAGAAUAUAGCUAGGUCCAAUGUUAAAUACAUUUUCCUGGAGUACAUUUGUCACAUUCAGCUUUGAGCCACUGUAAGCAUGUUACUAUUAAAUGGUUGGUUAUUUUAUAUAGCAUAUUCUUUAUCUUGGAUAUUUUAUGAAUAAAGUAUAGUUAUUUUAAGUGCCAAUUAAUUUAUCAGACUAAAUAGAAAAUAUUUGAGCCAUUACUGAAUUCACAUAUGUAUGUUUUUUUUUACUAUUUAAAAUACCCAACAUGUAUUAUGAAAUACCUCAAAAGUAAUUUAGUUACAUUCUUAAACAAUGACAUUGUCGAAAGAAAGUUCUUAUAAGCUGUUUUUUGCAUUUUUAUAACUUGGUUAUACUAUAUUCUGUUUCCAAGUAACCUUUUAACUAAAAGAUUUGUUGGGUUUUAGAUCUCUUUUCAUUUGUCAACCUUUUCAGUAAAGCCCUCUGUUACAUCACUGUGACUGUGGCUGUGUUAUUAGAGAUGAAUUCUGAGUUAAAUUUGUACUUAUUAGGGGUCUUACAGAGGGAGAAUCUGGCCUUGAUUGCUAUGCCAUAUGACAUUCUGUCCUAAUGGUUAGAACAAAUCUUUAUCUGUUUCCACCCACCCUGGGAUCCUUUUUACUUGUAGCCCAUUCCUGCCCUCUAAAAGAAUCCUUCCAACUUCCUAUAGGGGCCAUUUCAUGCAGAUAUACUCACUUUAUAUGUAUGUUUCUAAAAGCUUUAGUGAAGGCUGAAUCCAAGUUUCAUGUAGUAGGACAGAGAACAGAAGGCCGAAUCCAAGUUUCAUGUGGUAGGACAGAGAACGGCAAUCUACAAAACUACACCAAGCCUAAGAUGGCCCAUGUGCCACUUUGUUCAUUCAUUUAUUUAUUCAGCAGAUAUUUAUUGAACCACUUGGUCUGGUUUGGUUUUGAACACGCACUAAUUCAUUUAAUUACAACAACUUUGCGAUGUAGUUAUUGUUAUAAUCCUCAUCCUAAAGGUGUGAGAAACAGAGUUAUUAAGUAAGUUGCCAGAAGCCAUACAAGUACAAAGUGUCAAGGGGAGACUUUAAGCCAGGUCUCUAUUCCAUGUUUUGUGUCUGCCAUGUUUUCAUUCCUGAGCAGAAGAGCUUGGGGAAAUGAACUUUUGCUAAGUAAACCCAGUAUUUAAAUUAAGUCACUAUAUCUGUGUCUUUUAAGAGCCCCUCCUUUAGCUUACAUGGUUAGUUGUAUCUUUUUUUUUUUUUUUUUUUGAGACAGAGUCUCACUAUGUUGCCCAGGCUUGAGCGCAGUGGCACCAUCUCGGCUCACUACAACCUCCGCCUCCCAGAUUCAAGCGAUUUUCCUGCCUCAGCCUCCCAAGUAGCUGGGAUUACAGGUGCCCACCACCAUGCCUGGCUUAAUUUUUUGUAUUUUUAGUAGAGAUGAGGUUUCACCAUGUUGGCCAGACUGGUCUCGAACUCCUGACCUCAAAUGAUCCGCUGUCUUGUCCUCCCAAAGUGCUGGGAUUAUAGGCGUGAGCCAUCGCGCCCUGCUGCAUUUCAUUUUUUUGUAUAAAAUUUGGUUUGUUCGUUUUUGAGGGGAACCAUUCCUUUAUGUUGCCCCUUACUGAUGCCCAACUAAUGUGUUUCUGGUUACUAACAGACCUUCAUCCCCCACCCUCCCUAAAUUCUUCGGUGUAAUCUAAGCGUUAUCUGCACCACUUCUGAAUAAUAAAUGUGUUUGAAAUGCACACCUACACAACCCUGUCCCACACUGGCCUGUAGGACCUAAUCUACCUUCAUGUCUUUCAGUUGAUUUGUAUUUCUGCAAAAGAUAUUUCAAGGAUUAUCAAGGUAUGGAAUUUUUUUUAUUUUUUAUCUUUUAACAAACUUGUUCAUUUCCUUUUCUUUCCAUUGAGCACCUCUGAACAAUGUGAUUCUUUUUUUUAAGUCUUUCACACUUCAGGAAAAUACUACAUUCACCCACGUUGUGAUUCAUAUCGGACAGUUUCUUACUCAAAGAUAACACAAAUACCAAUUCUUAUUCAUACUUUGAAACUAUAUUUUACCCUAGACUGCCUUGGUUCAAAGGCCUAGUUUCGACAUUACUGUGGCAAAUUAUUUAAGCUCUCUGUUUUCAUUUCUUUUUCUGUAAAUGCAGGAUGAAAACAAUAUGUAUCUCCUAGGAUGGCUGUGAGGAGUGAGUGAGACAGGACAUGAAAGGUGUGUAUGAACUGUGAUAACUGUUGCCCUUGUGGGCAUGUUAUAUAGGGCUGGCUCUAGGAAGAAGCCUGUGUCUUUUUUCAGAAAUCCCUGGAGCAACUUAAAUGUCUUUAGAAAUGACAAGUCUCUCAGUUAUCCAGUUAGCCGUAAACAGGUUCUGGAAGACACACCUAGAUAGAACUCGGCCCGUCAGUUCUGAGUGAGGCACGUACCACUUGGGCUUGGGAUGUCCUUAACCCAUUUAUGCCUGAGGUUGCAAUUUUUUGAAUUUUUCCAAUCACACCUUGGCGAUGACCUUGAGCAGUAGGAUAUAAAUAACUCCCACAUGCUUAGUGUUCCAAUAAUGGAACACUAGGCAUAAACAGGUUUUAAUUGGCUCCUCAGUCAACCAUGACCAAUAUCUCUAUCUCAGCUUCUGCUGAUGCCCUAGCUCAGGGCUCUGCAUUCCGUGCCAGGGACGCCUCAGCCCCUUAACAUGGAUGUGCCACAUGACAGGCAAUAAUAUAUUGGCCCCAUUAGCCCUUCCUGGAGCAGUCAUAAUGAAUUACAGUCAUGACAGGCACAUGUAAGAAACCAAAAUUUGCUAAAUAUGUACAUGAGUCUUCAUCACAGCAUCGUUUAUGAAAACAACUAAAUAUUCACUAAUGGUGCCAGUGGAAUAAAUCAGAGAACAUCCCCUGCUACGUAACUCUCUGCAUACAUCAAAGAGAAUGGUGUGGCUUUGCUUUUUCAACAAUCUACUGAGUGGCCAUGGGCAUGUGGAUAUGGCCAUGAAUGAGCAAGAUCCUCUCUGAUCCUGUAGAAGUUAAGUUCUACCAGAUAACUUGCUGCUUCAACAAAAAGAUUUACCUUUUUAAAUAAAUGUUGUAGAAUACUUAAAAAAAACAAACUAGAAUUUGCCUGUGUGCAGCCAGUAACAUGUCUAUUUAACCUGGACACCUUUUGAGGAAUAUUCUCAGAUUGCCCCCAUGCUGUUUAUAAGACAUUGUUCCUUAUACACCUGUUUAUGAAUGAAAAGAAACAUAAGGAGUGGGUACAAAGACUUCUAUCUAUGAAUGAUUAAAAAGGCUAGAGUACGAAUACUUCUUGAACCUUUGGUACUAAAUGCUUUUCAUGUUCUAUAUAAAUGUAGAAAACAUUUUACAAAUCCUGUAAAUAAACUGUUUAUUUUUUAUAGAAAGCCA